This is a messenger RNA of Pieris napi, 2985 nucleotides long. It is a transcript of the gene rngo, whose product is annotated as protein DDI1 homolog 2. The transcript has 10 exons. Gene Ontology annotation, molecular function: protein binding; aspartic-type endopeptidase activity. Gene Ontology annotation, biological process: proteolysis. Lineage: Eukaryota; Metazoa; Arthropoda; Insecta; Lepidoptera; Pieridae. The record is from RefSeq and is a predicted model, not a curated record. Bases 505 to 1878 code for a protein of 457 amino acids.
AGGGUACUUACUACCUAGUACAUACAUAUUCCUUUAUUAUUAAUCACAGAGUACAUUUGUUUAUAUAGAAAGUAUAAAUUGAAAGUAAAUAAUAUAGGUUAAUUCUAAUUUCUAUACUUAUUCUAUACUUUUGUGUAUUAUAAACGAGACAAGUUUACAUGCAACAAAAUCCAAAUCAUUCUACACUUGUGGUAAAUAUUUUCAUUCUUUACAUUUUUAUCUACAAAGCUUCAUUAGCUAUUUUAACACUAAUGUGUUGACAAUCUUGCCAUCACUCAGAAAUACCGCGAUUAAAGUUUGCUUAAUUAAAUGCAAAAAAUAUUUCUUUAUUUCAAGUGAAAGUAUUUUUCACUAAUCAGUUAAAAUAAAUAUUUUUGGAUUGUUUGUGUUUAUUUGCGCAUACUCAAUUAUGAUUUGGACAGUCAUUCCCGAAAUAUAAAUAUCACAAACCUGCCACCGUGUAAAGUGUAAACAGUUCAUCCGGAUUCCCACCUCGAAAUCAAAAUGAAAAUUACCGUGACCACGCUUAACGACGACAUCUUUAUUCUUGAUGUUUCUGAAGAACUGGAACUAGAAAACUUUAAGGCUUUCUGCGAAAUUGAAUCAGGAUUUCCCGCGAAAGAUAUCAGUCUAAAUUUUAAUGGUAAACCUUUACUUGACGACAAGAAGACCCUCAAAGAACUUGGCGUUAAUGAUGGGGACAUCAUUAUUUUAAUCCAUUUGGUACAAUCGGCUUCUAAUUUAAAUAAUCGCGAUGCCAACCAAGCAAUCCCAUCAAAUUUGGCAAAUCUAGACUUUAGUAGCAUUAGAGUCCCAUCAAGUGCGGGCACAUCAAUGGCUUCAAGAGCAACACCUGUAGAAGAGGAUCCUCGAGUUAUUAGAGAAAUGUUUUUGGCAAACCCAAAUGAGAUUGCCUUACUUAAACAAAACAACCCUGCCUUAGCUGAUGCUCUCUUAAGUGGAAAUCUUGACACAUUUGCUUCUGUUCUGCGUGAACAAAUAGCGGCAAGGACAGAACGCCAACAACAAAGAAUCAGAAUGAUGAACUCAGAUCCAUUUGAUACUGAAGCUCAACGGAUGAUUGCUGAAGAGAUAAGGCAAAAAAACAUAGAAGCAAAUAUGGAAGCUGCUAUGGAAUAUAAUCCCGAGACAUUUGGAACAGUUGUUAUGUUGUAUAUCAACUGCCAUGUAAAUGGAUUUCCAGUAAAAGCUUUCAUUGAUUCUGGCGCACAAACUACAAUAAUGUCCUCUGCUUGUGCUGAACGAUGCAAUAUAAUGCGCCUUGUUGACACAAGAUGGGCUGGCAUAGCGAAAGGUGUUGGUGUUCAAAGAAUUAUAGGACGUAUCCACAUGGUCCAAAUGAGAAUUGAAAAAGACUUUCUGACUACAUCAUUUUCUGUUUUAGAAGAACAGCCAAUGGAUAUGCUUCUAGGCCUUGAUAUGCUUAAGCGGCAUCAGUGUAAUAUAGAUUUGAAGAGGAAUGUACUUGUUAUUGGUACGACCGGUACUGAAACGCCGUUCCUCUCUGAAUCCGAACUACCAGAGUGUGCUCAAUUGGUUUCUGAAGACGAAAUUGUCAACCAAUCAUGUCGCGAUCAAAAGGACCGCGAAGGAAAGGAGGCAGCUGAGAAAUCCAAACAAGAAGCGAGACAAAUCCAAAGAUCGACUUCGAGUGGUUCGCCCUCAACUAGUACGAGAGUUGGUCUGGGUGAUCCAAGUCAAACGAUCCUGCCGACAGACACGUUUCGCGAGACUGAUGUUGAGGAAAUAGUUAACCUCGGUUUCACUAGACAGCAGGUUAUAGUUGAACUUCGUCGAUUCAACGGAGACAAAACACAAGCUACUGUCGCACUCUUCGCUAAAUCUCUCAAAUUUUGACCGACGUCACUUUUUAAAAUCAAAACCAUAAUUAAGACCUAUUUUAAAGGCUUCAGAAAACUGUGGUGUGUCCCCUUAUUACUUUUAGACUCUAUGCUUUGUAAUAAAAAAAAAAUAAUGCCUUUAAACUCACCGUUUUGUUUAGCUUACUUUGGUAAUUGGCCGGGGAUAAAGUUUAUAGAUCUGCUAUAUAUAUUUAUAGAUAUUUGCGUUUACUAUAAACGAAGUCAUAUUUUCUACUCUGUACUGAUGCCUGGGCGAGGUCUCCUCUUGUAAAGAAUUAAGUUCGGCAACGCAGAAAAUGUUUAUUUUAUUCAGAAACGAAAGAGUUGAGCAAUGCAUAUUUUUAUUUUUACUGUAAAAUGUUGAAAUGGUAAUAUAAUUGUACUGAUAUUCAACAGACACGUAACAGACAAAUAUAAUUAUUUUUCGUUUUGGAGCAUUUUUUUUAUAAAUGCUUGUAUUUUAAAAAGUUAUUUUAGAUAUUCUUAUCGUUUUAUCUCCCCGUGAUCAUCAUCGGGCCUUGGUUUAUAUUAUAUAAAGAAGAAUUUUUUACCGUUUUUUUACUGAUUUUUACAGAUUGUUAAUGCUAUUUAUUCUUAAUUGUAUAAGAACGAGAAAUUAGAUAUUCAACAUAAUUUGUGUUAGAGUUUUUAGGUUUUGGGUAUGCGAAGGCAUAAGGAUUUUAAAGUGAAAAAAAAAUCGCAUGACUUAGUAUAUAAGUUUUAAUAUUUUUAUUUUUUUUAAAUAUCAAGUCUCACAGAAAAAUGGUGUUAAGUUAAGUUUUAUAAUGCUUAUUUAAAAUUUGGCACUGCUUUAAUUUAAUAUUCGUCGUCUACAUUUUGAUUUUAAAAUAUCCUACAUUUUUUUUUAGUUUUAACAGUGACCAAAACAAUAAACAUUGUAAAACCAAUUUUACUGUAAUACUGUGCAAAGUAAUACCACUAGCUUAAGUUACUUCACUAAAUGUCAGGAGUUUCAUCAAAGUACAUAUUCUUUAUAUUUUUUAUGAAUAUAAAAAAGUGUUUAAUAUCACCAUGACCUCUUAACGUAACAACACUUUAUAAUUGUCAAGACUUAUUUUAAUAAAUAUUUGUUCAGCUAAAA